Messenger RNA from Diospyros lotus (date-plum), 2333 nucleotides. RefSeq names its product probable L-type lectin-domain containing receptor kinase S.5. Gene Ontology annotation, molecular function: protein kinase activity; carbohydrate binding; ATP binding. Lineage: Eukaryota; Viridiplantae; Streptophyta; Magnoliopsida; Ericales; Ebenaceae. Gene Ontology annotation, cellular component: plasma membrane. Bases 58 to 2007 code for a protein of 649 amino acids. The transcript has 3 exons. Gene Ontology annotation, biological process: protein phosphorylation. The record is from RefSeq and is a predicted model, not a curated record.
CAUGGUUUCUCAUCAUCAUCAUCAUCAUUAUCACCGCCAUUAUUGAACAGAGCAGCUAUGUUACGGGUUCAGGGUCAGGUUCUGGUUCUGGUUCUGGUUCUCUUCGCCAUUGUUGGCCCUUCUUCCGGCAGCUGCGUGGGCCCCUCCAACAUCUCCUUCCCUUCCUUCACAGAUGCCGACUGCAACUCUAGCGGCAAGCUGCUUUGCUUGGGCGCCUACUCCGUCGGAAAUGGGACUCUCAGCUUGACACCGGACUCCAAGACGCUGAACCAGAUAUCCCGCGUCUUGUACCGCCAGCCCAUCCUCGCUUGGCCGGCGUCUAUCUGCACCACCUUCACCGUCAGGAUCCUGGUUCCGGCCAACGCCUCCGGCUCCGGCGACGGCAUGGCGUUCGUUCUGGCUCAGGAUAACAAGCCCUCCCCGUCGAGCAGCUUCGGAUCCUUUCUUGGGAUGUUUGAUCAGUCGAAUGAAGGUUCUAUUCACCAACUCUCGGUUGAGUUUGACACAUACAAGAACGAAUUUGAUCCAGAUCAAAACCACAUUGGAAUCGACACCAAGAGUGUCGAAGAAUCAGUUGCAGUGAAAAGUCUGAACAGCACAGGGAUUAGUCUCACGAGUGGAAGAGCAAUCACUGUGAGGAUUGAAUACGAUGGAUGGAGCAAAAACUUUAUGAUUUAUGUGGGCUAUGCUGGAGACCCCCUAGUGACUUUCCUCAACCACACCAUCAAGUUGAAGGGCACAGUUCCGAGCUCUGUCUACGUUGGCUUUACAGCUUCCACUGGAACUCUCACUGAGACUCACCAGAUUCUUUCAUGGAACUUCACAUCCAGUGAAUUGCCAAGGAUCUCGCUAGGGAAAGAAAAGAACAUGACAGUGAUAAUUACUCUUCCCAUCAUUGCCGGGCUGCUGCUUCUGGCAUUAUUAUCUGUACCAUUUGUUCGUAGAGCUCGUAGGAAAAAGAGAGAGAGACUUGCCAGGAGAAAGGAAAUUGAAGCACUUGUAGCAGCUGCUAAUGGCCCAAAACUCUUCUCCCACAGGAAGCUGAAAAGGGCUACUCGCAACUUUAGCAGAGAGAACCUAUUGGGAACUGGUGGUUUUGGAAGUGUUUACAGAGGAGUCAUCUCAAAUCCUCCUAUGACUAUUGCUGUCAAAAGAAUUUCUGCCACAGCUGAACAUGGUGAGAAGCAGUACUUAGCGGAAAUAUGCACUAUCGGUCAGCUGAGGCACAGGAACUUAGUCCAACUCCAAGGUUGGUGCCAUGACCGCGACCAACUCCUCCUGGUUUACGAGUAUAUGCCUAAUCGCAGCCUUGACCAGUACAUAGGCAAAGCCGGUGCCGUGCUUGAUUGGCCAACAAGGUACAAGAUACUAACAGGAUUAGCAUCGGCACUAGUCUACUUGCACGAAGAGUGUGGCCAACCAGUUGUGCAUAGAGAUGUUAAGCCAAACAAUGUCAUGUUGGAUUCAGAUUUCAAUGCACAUCUAGGUGACUUUGGCCUCGCAAGGCUACUUCGAAACGAUGCCUCGAUGACAACCACAAACAUGGCUGGGACUCCCGGAUACUUGGCUCCAGAAGUCAGCUUCACGGGAAGGCCCACUACAGAAUCCGAUGUUUACAGCUUUGGAAUGGUGGUCUUGGAAGUAGUUUGUGGGACAAGAUCAAGGGGCAUAAUGGAAGAGGAUAGCCUAGUGGAUAAUGUGUGGAGUUUGUAUGAAAAGGCUGCAUUGCUUGAUUGUGUUGACAAGAUGCUGGAAGGGAAAUACGAUGAGGAGCAAGUGAGGAGGACUUUGAUUGUAGGGCUGGCUUGUUUGUUCCCAGAUUCCAUGGUUAGGCCUAAGAUGAGAAAAGUGGUUCAGAUCUUCAUGAACCCGGAUGAGCCUCUUGUCUACUUGCCGGAGACCCGGCCCGCGGCAAUAUGGCUGCCAUUGACCUUUUCAACCUCUACCAGCGCUGAGUUUGGCCCUCACAGUGCCCGAAAUGAAGGGUCUGUAGAGUUACCCAGAUGACCAGGUAACAAUCUGAUAUCAUUUCCAACACCCGGAGGGAGUUUUUGAGGGAACCUUCUCCUUCUCUUCUUCUUCUCCUUCUUCACUCUUUUGUGGGUUUCUUUUGUGCAAUACUCUAGAUUUUGGGCCUUGUUUUGGAUCAAUGAACACUGUAAGGUACAAACAGUUGUUUGAGCAUGUAUGUUGUAGAUACCAAGCCGUGCCAUGUAACGCAUCUUCUGUAGCAUUUUCACAUGGUUGAGGUUGUGAGUUGUAAUAUGAUAUCCAUUACAUAUUACAGAGGAUUGUUGGUGCAAGAAAUGACACACAGUUCUAGUUUUUAGUCA